AUGAAAAAGAAAAAGCUGUCUAUGAGUAACACUCAAUUGGCUGACUGGGCAAAGAAAACCUUUGGCCUUCAAAAAGCUCCUGAUGCUUCUACAAUCUCAAAGAUUUUGAAAAUAGGCGUUAAAGACUUUAGUGCUUCUCAAGGCUGGAUGGAGAAGUUUGGAAAGCAUCAUUGCAUUAAAAUGAAUCGAAUUCAUGGUGAGGCUGGUUCUACUGAUAUAGAAUUGCUUCAGAUUAACAAGGCUGCCAUCAAAGAGAAGAUAGAGGGAUAUAGUGCUCGUGACAUAUAUAACUUUGAUGAAACAGCACUCUUUUAUGCUGCCCUACCAAGAACAACGAUUUCCCACCAUAAAUUUUCUGGUUGGAAGGAAAAUAAGAAGCGGCUUACAGUAGGUUUUUUGUGCAAUGCCAAUGAAACAGACAAGUGGUCUGAAAUAUUAAUAAUUGGUCAUGCAAGAAGACCAAACUGUUUUAACAAAAACAACAAAAAACAAAAGACAGUAGAUCAUAGAUUCUCUAUAUAUCAUUACAAUACACAAAAUCACAAAGCGCUUUUGAUUCUUGAUAAUUUCUCUGACCAUAUAGUAGAUUAUGCACCUACAAAUGUUGAGCUUCUUUUUCUGCCUCCAAACACCACGUCACACCUUCAGCCAUUGAAUGGUGGUAUCAUUUAA
Molecule: messenger RNA, 672 nt
Organism: Phycomyces blakesleeanus NRRL 1555(-)
Lineage: Eukaryota; Fungi; Mucoromycota; Mucoromycetes; Mucorales; Phycomycetaceae
Product: Homeodomain-like DNA binding domain-containing transcription factor
Exons: 3
Coding region: 1-672 (223 amino acids)
Cellular component (GO): nucleus
Molecular function (GO): DNA binding
Source: RefSeq, a predicted model, not a curated record